AUGUCUACAGGAUCUACUGGCGAGCGAUUCAACAUUCCCCGGAGCGAGUUCCAAUCCGUCUCCGACAUUGAAGAGUGGGGCUAUGUUCUGGAUGUUAAAACCGACACCCGGAUAGGGAUUAUGUGUUCGGCGCAACAUGUGCUCGAAACUACCAGGAACGGCGAGACCUACCUGGCCACCGACGCCUGGUUCCUCAAUAAUAUAUAUCUUGAUGAUGGCAUGAUCGAAUCGGCGGCUAACUACGCGCCUCACGCGUUAGCAUCGGGCUUGGUGAAAUCCGUAGACCAGCCGGCGCGCGCAACAGUAUCUACGCUGUUGCCCAAACUAUGCCACUGGAGCGACAUGGCAUACCUCAUUUGGCUGCAUGUUACAAGCAAAGAGUCGCCAAAGCCUGUGUUACGCACCGUCUCUCACUACGGGGACAGUGUUGCGUCUGAAAUGGUAGUACAGCAUGUAACAGCUGGAGUACAGCCGCGCAAAUCUGGGCCUUAUCUCGAAUACGAGUUUGAUGCAGACUCAGACGAAGGCUUAGCGAUACUUGGGACGCCUGAAGCAGCUGGUACCGCCUACCUACUGGUACAACAUAGGGAGGGGUUGGGUCGUCGGGUUGUCGACAAGAUUGUUGCUUCUGAUUUCGCGGAUCCAGAAUCUAGGCACUUGCAAAUUCUGUUUCACAUCAAAGAGGCGGAGAAGGUAGAUGGACACGGCAUUUAG
Molecule: messenger RNA, 714 nt
Organism: Alternaria arbusti
Lineage: Eukaryota; Fungi; Ascomycota; Dothideomycetes; Pleosporales; Pleosporaceae
Exons: 2
Coding region: 1-714 (237 amino acids)
Source: RefSeq, a predicted model, not a curated record